Medioppia subpectinata is the source of this 1320-nucleotide messenger RNA. The record is from the annotation of a GenBank genome assembly. Lineage: Eukaryota; Metazoa; Arthropoda; Arachnida; Sarcoptiformes; Oppiidae.
UUCGUUGGUCAGCAAAGUAUCACAAUAAUCGGAUCCCAAGACUGGUUGGAUGUGUGCGAGUCUAACAUUGUGUUCAUCGCAAACAUUCCCAUAGGAUAUCCCAAAACUGAUUUCGUGUCUCAUUUCGAGACUUACGGCAAAGUGUUGUCCACAAAGUUUGUCGACAGGACUGGUGUCUCAUUUGCUUUCAUUCAUUUCGAUUCUGGACUUCAGAUUAGCUAUGAUUUAGUGUUGAGUUAUUACAAGAGUUUUUGCACUAAAAUCUCUGAUUUGAGUCAAUAUUUCGGCGAAGACUCGACUCUUUUCGAAGACAUCGGCAACACUUCCAUCGCUUUCGGCAAACGAGAGAUCGUUAAACAAAUUGAGGACCACUUUUGGUCAUCGGAUCUCUCAUUAGUCGCAGCAAAAGACUCUGACUGUCAGUCCGCAGACAUGUCGUCCACUGGAAUUAAUCCGUUCGAAGACAUGCACCAAAUCUACGGCACACUGUAUUUGGGCUGUUUUGAGGCCACACAAGACCGACAGGCGCUCAUAGACUGCGGCAUUCGUGGGAUACUGACGGUUAUGUGCGCUCCGGUGCCGCCAUUUGAGAGAUACAGGGAUUUUAAGUAUCACUAUAUAGAGGCCGACGAUGUGACAGAUCAGGAUCUGUUGACCCGCUUUGUGGACGCGUACGACAUCAUCGGCACGUAUACGCGGGCAAAGACAGGCGUUUUGGUGCACUGCGGCGCCGGUAUCUCCAGAUCGGCGACAAUUGUGGUCUCAUAUCUGAUGCGCGAACUCCGGAUGACUCUCAAGGAGUCUAUGGCUUUCGUCCGCACCAAACGUCCAAUUAUCAGACCCAACGAUGGCUUUCAGCGACAGUUAUCUCUAUACGAGUGGAUGGGCUGCAGAUUGGAUGGAAAUGACCGCCGAUUCCGACAAUAUCUGUUGAAAAUGUUUGUGCCGUCCAAUUGUCGCCAAUUGAGUCAAUACUUCGAGCGAUUGCUUUAUGUCGAGAACUCGACGGCGAAUCUACGGUUGGGACCCAAGUUUGUGUGCAAACAUUGUCACCAAAAGCUGUUCCACGAAAUACAUGUCCUUAAGAGCACGGACUCGACCACCGACUGGACCUGUGGUGACCUCUUUAUUGAACCCCAAAUCUGGAUGUCUAAUGCAAUUCAAUCGUUGGCAAAGUCUGUGGCAAUCAUAAAGUGCCAGAAUUGUGUCAAAACUGUGGCCAAAUGUCUGCGAAACCAAGAGGUCUGCAAUUGCAGACACCAUCAAAACGUCCACUUUCUUAAGAUUAAAUUAUACGACCAGAAGUGGAUUAAGGAAAUG